AUGGGGCGACUCGCGUGGUAUGCUGGGGUUUCCACAGCCCUGGCAGGAGGAGUGAUUGUUUCUGCCUUCAAUCAAAGGGCAAAUUUCUAUUCGGCAUGUGUGUAUCUAGCGCAAAGCAAUUUGUGUCUGAUGAUACUUAUCAACCUCAUCCUCUUCAUGUAUGGCAGCUUUAUGUACGGACUUCAAAGGCUUUGCUAUGGAGCACUGCGACCUAUUGAAAUCGAGCAGCUCUACGAAAAGGCCUGGUUUGCGAUUACGGAAACAUGUCUCGCCAUGACGAUAUUCAGGGAGGAAGUCGGGGCUUGGUUCUUGGUGAUGUUUGUUGCUCUAUUGACGGGCAAGGUGUGGGGAUGGAUUGGGGAUGGGAGGGUGGAAGUUCUCGAGCAACAACCCCCUGCGAAUCCACGACUCUUCCACAUCCGUUUGACAAUUUCCCUCGGCAUGUCAGUUCUUUACGACCUGGGGUUGAUGAAUUACACUAUCAACACCGUAAUCCAACAGGCAAGGCCGAACAUGAUGGUCAUGUUCCUGUUCGAAUUCGCCAUCUUGACAACCUCGUCAUUUGCAACAUCCUUUCGAUACUGCAUAUCCUUGAUCGAGGCCAAGGUCGUCAAGAAGCAAACCCAAGAGAGACUUCUGGAACGCCGAAGAGAGGUCAGAGAAGAAAGGGCUGAGAUGAUCAGACAACGAGAGGCUGCAGUAGCUGCAGCUGGUGAAGGAAGUGAUGCCGUUCCCUCGGAUGAACCGCUACCUUCUGAGGAUGAUGUAGAUGAGAUGGAUAUUGAGGUUCCAGGAUGGGAAACUAAGGGCCAUUGGGUGUUGACCCUUGAUCUUAUCACAGAUUUCGUCAAACUCGGCAUCUACGUCACAUUCUUCGUUAUUCUUCUCAUGUUCUACGGCUUGCCGAUUCAUAUCAUGCGUGAUCUGUUUUUGACCGCACGGUCGUUCACCAAACGGCUCACUGCAUUCAUGAAGUAUCGCCGCGCUACACGAGAUAUGAACAAAUUAUAUGAGGAUGCUACAGUUGAAGACAUCCAGAGAGAGGAUACAUGUAUUAUCUGCAGAGAAGAAAUGAGGCCUUGGUCUGUCACAAAUCCCCAACCACCGCUUGCAGCACCGGGCGCUAUCCCACCUGCUCGACCUGCAACUACAGUCAACGAACGGUCAAGACCGAAGAAACUACCGUGUGGACAUAUCCUCCAUCUCGGCUGUCUCAAGAGCUGGCUCGAACGUCAACAAAUGUGUCCAACGUGCCGACGGAGCGUUGUCGUCGACCCACAACAGGCACAGAGAGACGCAGCAAACAUCAACCCGGCUGGCGGUGCAGCUCAACCUGCCUUGCCCGGUCAACAGGACGGAGCUGGAGCACCACCUCCAGCCGCCAAUCGCGGUGCUGGUCGAGGUAUGCGAAUGCUCAAUCUUGGGCCAGUAAGGAUUGGUUUUGGGCAGGCCAACCUUCAAGAUCUUGCACAAGGCUUAGGAGGUGCUCAACCGGGUCAGGAGAAUGCCGCAGGGGGAGGACCGCGGGUCUACGGAUUAGAAUUAGGGAUCCCCCGCAGACUCCAACCUCAACCGCAACAACCAGCUCAAGGAGGAGCAAGUUCCUCUACAUCAAGCACGUUGCAGGAUCACCUGCAGCAGGUAGAGCAGCAAAUCGUGGCAGAAAUCAGGAGUCUGCAAAUCACACAGCAGGAGCUCCAAUUAGUACAGCUAUUACAGGCUGAGCUUGCUAGGCUUCGACUUAUACAGAGUGGGCAAGCGGAUUCAUUGACAGCAAAUUUCCAAAUGCCCCAGAUGCCUCAGUUAGGGCCAUUAGCCGGCAGACACGCUCCAGUGGUUACGAUGCCAGUUCCCCAAAUGCAACGACACGGGGCGCGAUCAAACGCAGCAGCUAUACCCGCAGGUAGUGCUGAUCUUCCCCCUGGGGUCACAAUCCCGGAAGGGUGGUCUUUGCUACCGCUGCAAAGAUUUGACGGAUUAACGGGUGUUCCGCCAGCAGCGAGUGUACCUAUCCAAAGACCUGCAGCAAAUGCAGCAGCGGCCCCCACAGCCACCACUUCACUGAUGGGAGUCAGCCCUAUGACCGGAAUUUCUAAUAAUAUACUGACACCCACACCCACGACUAAUCCCGAGAAUCACUCACAGGCGUCAUCCGUUGAUUCGUCCGACACCAACGCCAUUCAUACUCCGCCCUCGAUCGCAGCCGACCAAUUGAAUGCACCGGUCUUGCAUACCUCAAUACAAGACCAAAGUACCACCGAUUCAAGCACUGCUUUGGAAGCCCUCGCUGCACAGCAGGAUUCUUCUGUGUUGCCGAACUGGGGGGCUUCUCAGUUAUUUUCGGCUCCAAGCAGAGCGGCUAAUAGCGAUAAUGCGAGUUCAAGCAUUGCACUGCCUCGGGAGGGACGGGAGGUGUCGGUCGACGAAAGGCCGUCGUCCUUUGUUGAACCUGAGACCGAGGAAGAACAACAUAGAAAAGAAAAGGGAAAGGCAAAAGCUGCAACGGUGGAGGACACGGUUGACGAGGCAGAAGGCUCGUAA
Hyaloscypha bicolor E is the source of this 2541-nucleotide messenger RNA. RefSeq lists its product as uncharacterized. The transcript has 4 exons. Bases 1 to 2541 code for a protein of 846 amino acids. The record is from RefSeq and is a predicted model, not a curated record. Gene Ontology annotation, cellular component: cytoplasm. NCBI's taxonomy places the organism in Eukaryota, Fungi, Ascomycota, Leotiomycetes, Helotiales, Hyaloscyphaceae.